This is a messenger RNA of Xyrauchen texanus (razorback sucker), 1521 nucleotides long. RefSeq names its product zinc finger protein 37-like. NCBI's taxonomy places the organism in Eukaryota, Metazoa, Chordata, Actinopteri, Cypriniformes, Catostomidae. The record is from RefSeq and is a predicted model, not a curated record. Gene Ontology annotation, cellular component: nucleus. The transcript is spliced from 4 exons. The coding region runs from base 117 to 1517 and encodes 466 amino acids.
CGAGAGAAACGGGUAACUGUGCCAGUUGUUUAGGAGGACUUCUGUAUAUUUGACACUAUUCUGGGGGGUGGGAAGAGGAAGAAUGAAAGAGGUCUUCCAACGGAGUGGUCGUAAACAUGAACGGUGACUUGUACAUUUCGUUUUUCCAAGGUCAGCUGGAAUCCGCACUGGAGCAGGUAGUGCAGCUCGCCGUGCAGGAAAUCACCAAGACUGCUGGGGCCACUUUGAAUUCAAUGUUAUUGGAAACGGCCACCAAAGAGCAGGAAAAUCAGCGUUUGAGGGCGACCAUUCAGUCCCAGGAGCUGGAGCACGGAGGCAAAAGGAAAAUCAAUGCGUCUAAGAGACGUAAAGACUCGAACGAUGGAACAAAGCAACACACCCCCAGUCAGAGCACAGAAUGUCGCGUGCAGUCUCAGACGUUCAGGCGUGAACAGAAAGGGCGAGCAGUUGGUCAGUUAAAAGCCGUUAUGGAACAUGUCCUGGAAUUCGCCGUUUGUGAACUGACCAAAAUUGUGGAAGACAACUUUGACGACCUGCUCGUGGAGUUUACCAAGAAAGAGCGGGAAAACCAUAUAUUGAAAGAGCAACUGCAGCACAAGAACCUAGUGGAGGACAAUGAGGUGGCUGAUGCAGAAACAGAGGACUGUGAAAACGACUCGGACUCUCCGAGCAGUUCCAAAGUGAAAAGGCAGGAGUCACAAGGCGUGCCUGACCUGUCACCCAAAAUAGCAUGGGAAAAGGAACAGAUGGAAACCACCAAUGAAGCAGACAAGCAGACCGUGAUUGCAGUGGCCCAGGACUGGGUACCCAUUCUGGAUAAAGUCUUUGGACAAAAGUGGUGCAGUGACCUUUUUCAGAUCAAAGAGGUCACUACCAGUAAAGAGGAAUGCUCUGGGCUUGGCUCAGGGUCGAUGAGCGACAUGGACAGCUUAAUUCGGGAGACGCUCAUGCCGUCUUGUCUGGCCUCUCAAAGGAAGCUGGAGCUUGAGAUGGGGCAGCUUCCAUGGUUGCAAGCAAAAGAUUUGGAGGUUGUUUCUCUUUCCUCGGACACUAAAGGUAUUCCUGUUGUCAGUUCCACAGGCGAUGAUUCUAAUAUCAGAUCCCCAUCAAUGUUGCAAAGACUCUUGACUCUACCGUACCAGUUGCUUGAGGAUGAUGAGGAGUCCAUGGAUGCUGUUCCCAGUCUGGAAGUGUCCCUGGAUCCAUCUGAUUCACAAGUCAGCAAAGGAUCAAAGGGUGAUCAGAUCUCAACAAAUAUGAAAAAAGAGGAGGAUGAAGAUGAGGGAGAUGAGACAAGAACUCACGAAUUAGACAGGCAGGAAUCCUUGAAACACAAAAGCAGGAGGAAGUCCCAUGCUUGCAAAAAUUGUGGCAGGAAGUUCAGCCGCGUGCAUCUUCUCAGAGCCCACCAGCUAACGCAUGAGACACCCAACCGAUGCCAAGAGUGUGGAAAGAUUUUCUCCCAGUCGUCAAAGCUCCAAGCGCACUUACGGAUGCACACAGGCAAAACAAUAUGAAAAA